GAUGCUGUCUGAUGCUCAAGAUGCAUGCGCAAAAUUUUCAUGUAUUCAAUUCAAGUAUGGCAAUACUGAAUUUUAUUUUCCAUUUGAUAGUUUAAUACUUCAUAAUACAUUUGUAUGAGACAGUGAUAAAUAUACUUAUUUCAAUUCUAAGAAUCACUGCUGAGAUAGUGUUAUUGUUUCUUUAUCAACUUCUAGCCAUAUAUUCAUAGAUUCUUUAACAUCGACAACAAUUAACGCGCACACUCCUUCAUACUUUAUCUCUCUCUCUCUCUCUUCUCCCUUGCAGCCCCCUUGUGCGGAACAAUAUACCGAUUAGCGGCUGCUGGAUCUAUACGAGAGUAAGACCUCUUGGAGACACGAGUUUGACUCUAUAAAGUUGUUACAUAUCCACAUCUUUUCAUUUUUUGUUGUUUAAAAUCUCUUCAAUUUUUAUAUAUAUACAUUUAUAUACAUAAUAUUAUCAAUUGUGCCAAAUUUACGAAUUUAUUGAAUUAUUUUGUUAUUUUUUAUUUUCAUAAAUUUUAAAAUUAUAUAAUUCUUACAAUUAAUCCAAAAUGAUACCUAAAGUAUUAUGCGUGUGUUUUAUAAGCAUUUAUUUGUCAACACGAUUAACAUUACAAGUUUCAUUACCAGCAUCACCGGAUUAUAUCGGAGCUGUUGUUGAAUAUAAUCCUGUUCGUUCAGAUUAUAAAAAUGCCACGGAAAUUACCAACGAAAAUACCAAAAAUUACGUUACGAUUAUUAAAAUCGCUAGUGAAAAUGAAGUUGACAUUAUUGUUUUUCCUGAAAAUGGACUUCUGGUUAGUGGACUCUCUUUAGGGAAUCGGAGUAAUUAUCUACAUCACAGUUCCUACCUUCCACGUCCCGAGGAAUUAAAAGUUCCGUGUCACGAUGCAUCUAGCAACGUUAUGGAGGCUGUAAAGGCCAUAUCAUGUGCCGCACUACAUCGUAGGAUCUAUGUCGUCAUAAAUGUCCGUGAAAAAGAAAAGUGUACCGGUGCAAAUUGUUCCAAGGACGGACACAAUUUGUACAAUACAAAUGUUGUAUUCGAUCGAGAGGGUCGCCUAAUCGCAAAAUAUCGAAAAUGGAAUCUUUUUGGUGAAAAAGAAAUGAAUGUUACCGCUAAACCUGAACUAUCAACAUUCCAAACUGAUUUUGGCAUAACAUUUGGUCAAUUCAUUUGUUUUGAUAUUCUAUUUCAAACACCAGCACUCAAAUUAAUUACUGAAAAGAAGAUCACUGAUAUCGUUUUUUCCUCCCAUUGGUUUUCUGAACUUCCUUACCUUACUGCCAAUGCAGUACAAACUGGAUGGUCUUACAUCAAUGAUGUUAAUUUUCUUGGAUCGGGUUUCAAUGAACCAUCAACAGGAAGUGGUGGAAGUGGAAUUUACUCUGCUAAAAAUGGUCAUUUAGCUCGAGUUUGGUCUGAGAAACAAACUAAUGCAUUGAUUAUUACUAAAAUACCAAAGAUCAAACAUGGUUCGCAAAAACGAUCAAUAAAUCCAGAAGAUACUAAAAUAUUAUACUUGACACCUGCACAAAUAUCUACUAAUCCCAGUAAUGGAUCCAAGACUCAGCAAGUACUUAAGAUGGAUGAUACUACAGCAUAUACAACUCAAUUACUUCAACCUAAAAAUGGUACAUUCAAUGUUACUCUUUGUAAUUAUGGACACUGUUGCAAUUUUACAACCAAUACUGAACAUCGUGAGGACUUAAUCAAGGGUGCUGCUAAAUACUACAGAUACCGUUUUGCUGUCUUCAAUGGAGUAAGAUCCUUUUCCGAUGUUCGUACUGGAGGUGUUGAAAUUUGCAGCAUCAUUGCAUGUUUAGACGACAACCCAACAAGCUGUAGUAAAAGAUUUGAUUCAAAUACAAUAAUUGUACAUCCAACAACAUUUAAAUCAAUAGUCAUUUCAAGUAAAGUUCAAGAUGUACCCACUGUUUUACGCAUGCCAUUGAAUAUAAAUACUGAACUUCAUCCAUUAAAUGUUAGUGAUUUUACAUUUACAAGUGAUAAAAUUAAUGCAACUCAUGUCAAUUUGAAGUAUAGUUUAAUCAAACCGCGCAAAGAUUUAAUGACUUUUGCUAUUUAUGGAAGAAAUUUUACUGCUGAUGGAUUGCCAAAAACAGUUAAUUCCUCAGCUGGUCUAUUUCCACACAUUUCUUUAUUGAUAAUCAUGGUUAUACUAGGAAUAACAAGUGCUUAUGAAAUAAGCUUAUUUCCAAGUAAGUUUUAAAAAACUAUAAAAUAUUUUUGAUGUGUUGUUAAUUAUUAUUAUUAUAAUUAUUAUGUAUACAUAUAUACAGAUAAUUUAAUUGGCAAUAUUGCUAUAUAUUACCA
Chelonus insularis is the source of this 2341-nucleotide messenger RNA. RefSeq names its product vanin-like protein 2. The record is from RefSeq and is a predicted model, not a curated record. NCBI's taxonomy places the organism in Eukaryota, Metazoa, Arthropoda, Insecta, Hymenoptera, Braconidae. The transcript is spliced from 5 exons. Gene Ontology annotation, molecular function: hydrolase activity, acting on carbon-nitrogen (but not peptide) bonds, in linear amides. Bases 555 to 2237 code for a protein of 560 amino acids.